CAUCGCUAUUGCUAUUACUAUAUUGCUUCAAACUUCAACUUCAACGUUUGAUAACGACGGUAAAUUAAACAAAUUUUUGUGAAUAGUUUGUGAUUCCAUAAAUUUGGCUAAGCUUUUUCUAUAAUAUAUUAUAAAUAUAUAUGUUUGUUAUGGCGUUUAUAAUACCCGACAAAGUGUUGGACACUUUAAUUUGUAGUUUUUGCCAUAAAUACUUAUAGGUAAAACCCAUAACAGUUUAUCCCAAUAGAGAUGUAGAAUGUGGACGAUGUUCAGUGGCAGAGAACCAAAAAAAUCGUGGAGCAGGUGUUGAAUCGUUAUAUGGAAAAAUUAUUGAAACAUGUUUAUUUAAAUGUAUUAACAGAUUUGAUGGUUGUCGAGAAUUGUUAACAUAUUCUCAAGUUCUCGAUCAUGAAGAGGUAUGCUUGGAAAAAAUCCACAAGUGUCCAAUUUGUUAUGAAGAAAUGACGAGUUUUCUGAUGGUUCGACAUUUUAAUUCCAACCAUAAGGAUGCAUUAUUGGAUUGUCCUGCAUUUGUUUUCAACACGAAUCGUCAUUUAGAAAUGCCUAGUACCUAUAUAUAUCAAGAAGAAGAUAAUUUAUUUUUCCUAUAUAUUAGCUACAGUAAAUCAGAAAAUACAAUAAAAUUAGAAUUGGUUUAUAUGGGAAGUGAGAAACAAUCUUCAAACAUAUACCACCAGUUUACCAUAACCAGUGAAAACAAAGAAUUUGAUGUUAACUUUAACUCAAAACCUUCGUGUGCUAAUGAGUUUUCCGUUGUGGAUGCGUCGAAUAUGUCACACUUAAUAAAUGUUAAGUUUAAGUUGUUUUAUCAAAACUUACAGUUUUUCAGUAUAUCGGAAAAUGUUCAUUCGCCAAGCAUUAAGGAUUCUUUAGAAAAACCGAAAACAAGUCAGUGGAAGCUCCAGUUCUGUUAUGAAAGAACGUAUGACUACACAACUGAAAUUGUUGAAUUUCCCGUGGAAUAUAAUCCACGAUGUUUUAAUUGUAAAGAAAGUUGCCUCUUUUCCUUUUCUGACUCGUAUGCCGUAGAAUAUUAUUACUGUCCUACACGUAAUGAUUUUCUUUGUUUUUGUUGUAUUCAGUGGUUAACUCAUAAAAAUAAAAUCAAAGAACAUCAUUUAUACGUGAAACAAUCGAUUCCAUCAACUGUUACGACACGUUUUUGCAAAUGGAAUUGUGGUGAAAAUUUCAAGUUUUCAAAAAUACUGUCACAUGAAAUCUUCUGUAGACGUUCUCCUACACGCACACAAAAGAAAAUAGUUUUCAACUCUUUUCGUUGUCCUUAUAAGAGAUAUUGUGAAAUUAGAUCGAUACAUUAUAAUGUAGAAGGCCAUUGUUAUUUGGUAUGUGCUUCUUGGUUUCAAUUAGAUAACGUGCUACUGAAGUGUUUGGUGUUCUUAGAAAAUCAGGUUAUACGUUUUGAACAAACAAAGCUAAAUGAGGAAUAUAAGAUCAAAUGUGAAAUAGUCACAGAAGAUACAUUCAGAAGUAAAAUACAAUCAGAAUGGAAACCAAAUGUGCUCUUUUUUUAUGAAAACACAUUGACACCACUAGCAAAACUUCCUCUUUCAACCUCACCCUCACAAUGUAGGGCAAAGAUUUUUUUAAUGAAAAGUGAAUAAAAAUUUAUUAUACACUCACAGACAAAAAUAUUGCAUAUUUUGCGUUUAAAGUACAUAUAUCUUUUUCCUUUUACAAAGUUUUUUACUUUUUAUUGCCAAAUAAGUUUAGCUCGACUAUCCUGCGUAUAUUUAUUGUCAUGUAACUUGCAUAUUGCAGAGUCACGACUAAUUUGCAGAGAAAUUAAUAAAAUAGUCUGAUUUUGCCUAUAACAUUUAAUUAGAAAGAGAAACAAUAACGACAAUAGAACAUUUUUUUACAGCAACAUUGCAACAAUUUAGUACCUAGUAUUUCCUCCUCUAGCUCUAAUGAUUGCCUACAUCCUUCUAGGCAUGCUCCGCAGAAUAUCUUGGAUGGUUGCUCGCGGAAGUCGAUUCCAUUCUUCCUGUGCAGCAAUUCUUAAUUCUUCAAUUGAGUUUGGAGCUGAAUUCCUUGCUCGUAUACGUCGUUUUGGAAUGUCCCAUAUGUUCUAUGGGAUUUGCAUCAGGGCUCAUUGGUGGCCAGUCUAGACCCUCAACCUCAACAUCCUCAAGAUAUUGUACGACUGUUCCUGCGGUAUGUGCACGGGCAUUAUCAUGCAUUAGCACAAAGUUAUCAUACUCAGUGAAGCCGGCAUAAGAAAAAACAUGCUCUUCAAGGAUGUUCCGUAUGUACCAGUUAGCAUUCAUUCGAAUAUUCACCUCAAUAAGCUCCGUACAACUCUCCCAACUAAUGCCACCCCAUAGCAUUAUGGAACCGCCACCAUAGCGUCCAUAGCUAACAUUUUGUACAAGAUUACAUUCUGCGAAACGUUCUCCAGACCUUCUGUAUACUUGAUCACGUCCAUCUGGCUUCCAUAAUUGUAUCCUCGUUUCAUCUGUGAAAAGAACUCUUUCCCAUUGAUGUUCCUUCCAGUUAACGUGGGCUUUUGCAAAGUGCAACCUUUGAGUUUUAUGCCGUGGUGGAAGAAGUGAAACUCCGGCAGGCCGUGAAACUCUGGCAGUCUUCUAGUCACAGUUUUGACACUUUAACUUGUCUUGUGAUCAGUAAUUCAUUUUUGAGAUGGGGAGCUGUAAGUGUACGAUUUCGCAAAGAUUGAAGACUUAAAUAUUGGUCAUCUCUUGGCGUUGUACAUCUUUUUCGUCCUUGACCAGGUCACCAUUUGUAUUCUCCGGUCUCGUUGUAUCGCUUUACUAUACGAGAAACAGUCGACUGAUGGAUAUCCGCUAUCCACGCAAUAUAUUCUUGUCUGUAUUUAACAAUUUUUACACACACUAACUCGCAUAAAUGUGGCAUAUCAGCAAGGAAACUGCAGAAUCGAAAAAUAAAACUCUCCAACUGACAUAUUCUAAUUGACAUUUCAACAAAACAAGACUUGCCAAGUCGUCAAAGCACACUUUUCAUGCUAUGCAAUGUUUGUUAAUUUGUGACAUUAUUGCAUAUUCGGUAUAAAGACUAUGUUUAACCAUUUAUUUAUCUCUAAUAAAUUAAAAUACACCAAAUAAAUAAAAUAAAUAGAUAAAUAAAUAAGUAAAAACAAUACUUAACUUUUCAAAAAUAAAAAAAAACAAAAAGAAACGAUUGAAGAUAAAAUAUGCAAUAUUUUUGUCCUUGAGUACCUAUAUAUUAUGUUCAGUGUGUCGAAUUUAAGAUGAAGACACCCCUAUAUUUCGUCUAUCAAAAUAAAUACAGAUUUGAAAUUUUGCACAGACAUACAUGUUGAUGGUUCACAUUUUUUAAAUAAGUCAACUGAAAUUUAAAUAUUAAGCCUUGAGAUGCAUCUCGGGACAGCCAACAGGGCUUUUCAUUCACAGUCAUUUGUUUCGAGCUUCUGUCGUAUGUUGUAUAAACCGUGUAUAUUAAUAAUCAUACACAAAUUAUACAUAUAUGACAGAAGCUCGAAACAAAUGACAGUCGAUGAAAAGCCCUAUUGUAGGUUUUAGGAUCAUGACUACAAAUACUGACAUAGGUAACUAAAAGUGCGAAUUUUGUCAUGAAAUUUGUAGGUCUGGAUCCCGUGUAUGAAAAAAAGUUGAUUAAUAGCAAGCUGACAAUUUGUUAAUAGCUGAAGGGUGUCUAGUCGGACAAACUUUGAUAUAUGGGAACACUGGAACAGGGGCAGUUUUAAUUGUGGAACAGGUUAAAAAUUUGGAACGGUCAGACCACGAAAACGGCACAUGUAUUUUGUCCGACAGAACUUCCAAUUGAUUUGUUACCCUUUCAUUAAACUCUCAUGCAAAAAUCAGACUGUUAUUUUAUCACCUGUCAUUUGACAUGUUCUACGUGUUCCACUCAUUAAAAUGCCCAUUUGGUGAUAAAUAGCAGUCUGAUUUUUGCAUGAGAGUUUAAUGAAAGUGUAACAAAUAUUUUGUUACACGUCACAUGUAUUUUGUUCUGUCGAACAAAAUACAUGUGACGUUUUCGUGGUCUGACGUUCCAAAUUUUUAACCUGUUCCACAAUUAAAACUUCCCCUGUUCCAUUGUUCCCAUAUAUCAAAGUUUGUCCGACUAGACACCAAGGGCGGAUCCAGGACCGAUUUUCGGGAGGGGCCAUGAGGGGUACCUCCGGUACCCUCCCCAAAAUUUUUUUAAAAAUUAAGUUUACAACGGUGAGUUUUAAGAUACCUACUUUUCACACACUUUUACCGUGUGUGAGAAGUUCCUUAAAACUCACCAUUCCUGGCGUAGUGCCGAUUCCUACACAUUUCUUCGGAUCCAAGUGCAGUUAUUUCAACAAGUUUAUUAUUAUUUUUCCCAAUGCUUCUCUUUCUUGAUUUUCAUUAAUUAUUUUUAGGUUCUCAUAAGCGUCAAUGAACUUGACAAAGUCUUCACGUAUGUUGUUAUUGUGUACUUAUGUAUCUGAAAUUUAGAGAAAGCUGUUCCACGUGGGAUACGUCGGUCGGUUCGUCAAAUAUGACAGAGUAAUAAUUAGUUCAAUUAAUACUUAGUCCUGUCGCCAGUGGGGGUACAACGGCCUCCUUAAUUCAGAUGGACUUAGCCAAGUUUUUUUUUAUGUAUUUUGACCCGUAGAACACGAAUUUUUUGGCUAACAGUCGAUCCGGAUGUCGAUAAGGUUGUUAUAAACAAAGAACUUGAGGAAUCACAUAACAGCGAUUUUUCGCAAAACAAAACAUUUUUUUGUAUUUUUUGGGCCAUUCUAACCAAAAAAUGUUUUUACAAGUUUUUUCGUAGGAUCCAUAGUUUUCGACAUAAACGCGGUUGAACUUUCAAAAAAUCGAAAAAUUGCAAUUUUUGAACCCGAAUAACUUUUGAUUGAAAAAUAAAAUAGCAAUUCUGCUUACCGCAUUUGAAAGUUCAAGUCAAAUUCCAUCGGUUUUGAUUACUUCCAUUGCUAAAAAUUAAUUUUUUUAUUGUUAAACAAAGCUUUAAACACAUAGUGGUUGAAUGAUGUUUUCAAUGCAUUUCUUAUUUGAAAUCGAACGAGUAGGCGCGCAUACAUACAAUUUCUACGUAGAUUACGUACAUUAAAACGCAUGCAUUGGUCACGGGAAACACUUUGUGUUUAUGGCUUUGUUUAACAAAUAAAAACUUAAUUUUUAGCAAUGCAAAUAAUCAAAACUGAUAGAAUUUGACUUGAACUUUCAAAUGCAGUAAGCAGAAUUGCUAUUUUAUUUUUGAAUCAAAAGUUAUUCGGCUCAAAAAUUGCACUUUUUCGAUUUUUUGAAAGUUCAACCGCGUUUAUCUUGAAAACUAUGCAUCCUACAAAAGAAAUUGUAAGACCAUUUUUUGCUGAGAAUCGCCCAAAAAAUACAAAAAAUGUUUUGUUUUGCGAAAAAUCGCUGUUAUGUGAUUCCUCAAGUUCAUUGUUUAUAACAAUCUUAUCGACAUCCGGAUCGACUGUUGCCCAAAAAAUUCGUGUUCUACGGGCCAAAAUACAUAAAAAAUAAUUGGGUAAGUCCAUCUGAAUUAAAGAGGCCGUUGUACCCCCUGGCGACAGGACUAUACUUCACCACAACAUGUUGACUGGUGCUACUAAUGUAUGUUGCUCUAAAGAUGCUGUGGAUAGGUGUUAUUUAAGAGUGUUAUCUCCUGAUGCCAUUUUAAACCUUAACAAUUUCCCCCAUUGCAAGGUCCAGCAUCUUCGUCCAGAAGCAGAAGGUCAUCAUCACGAUGGUUUCUUAGAGAAAUAUUUUAUCGACCUAAGAAAACUAUAGACCCAACUAUUGGUCGCAGUAUUUCUAUAUUUUUUUAUAACUGUUUAGACCUCUUAGACUCUAUCUGGGUAAUGACUGACUUUUGAUGGUUGCGAUAACUUUGUAGAAAAUCCAGCUCAACCUGAACUCACUCCUUGUGGUAUGAUGUUUUUUCAUGGGUUUUUAUGGCUCCGUCUUUGCUCAUGAGUUUGGCAAAAGUCUAGUCCAGAAAAUAUAUUUAUCCCCUGUUUUGUGACGGGCGUGCUAAUAACCGGCAAAAUAGCGCAAAAGACGGAAAACGUAUUAAGUUGUGAGAUAGAAAGAAAUGGAACUAGUCGAGCUGAGAUAUUUAGCGAUAUUAACAUAUAAAUUCACAUUAUAUUGAUUGUUUCCCACCUUUACACGUAUCAGAGGACUAUGUCAACUAAAACUGUCACUGUGACAGUGGCAGUUGCCAAACUCGUCCGAUACGUCUAAAGGUGGGAAACAAUCAAUAUAAUGCAAAUUUUUAGGUUAAUAUCGCUAAAUUUCCCAGCUCGACUAGUUGCAUUUCUUUUUAUCUCACAACUCAAUACGUUUUUCAUCUUUUGUGCUAUUUCGCCGGUUAUUAGCGUGCUCAUCACUGUAUAUGUGAUUGAAAUUAAAAACAUUUAAACUGCAAAUAUUUAAAUUUAUAUUUUUUUAAAUUCUCGGAGGGGGCCAUGGCCCCCUCCCUGGAUCCGCCCUUGCUAGACACCCUUAAGCUAUUAACACAUUUUCAGCAAUCAACUUUUUUUUCAUACGCGGGAUCCAGACCAAUGGUAUGUGGGGUUAGAAUAAUAUUUGAAACAAUUUUUUUAUAUAACUAUCGCGAAGCAAAAUAUCGAAAAUUUUACCCUGUUUGUGGAGUCACAGUAGGCUGUGUUCAAAAUUUAAAUUUCAGUUGACUAUCUUAAAAAAUGUGAACUAUCAAUAGGGCUUUUCAUCGAUUGUCAUUUGUUUCGAGCUUCUGUCAUGUGUCACAUAAUUUUAAUAUAUCUACGUCGUACGUCUUUGGUUUGUAUCAUUGGUAUUACCUUAGACAAGGAAAAAAGAGAGGACGGGUAACACUCAUUUAAAACACACGUUCCAAAAGUGAAGCCAGUUUUUGGUUUGUUUGUCACCAGAAACAUGGCGGUUACGUCAAAAAUAACAAUGGGUUGCCAGUGGUGGGUGUGCGUUGAAGGUUAAAAUUUCAUAAAAAAUAAAGUAAAUCAUCAUCUAAAAUUCGUAAUAAAACAUAUGUAUGUAUUUAAACAUAUGUACGUAAUAUGAGCAACUUAAUAAAACAUUUACCGUACACAAAUUCUUCAUUUUAAAUACAUUUCAUGUUUUUAUUUUAAAUACUCAAUGCAUAACAAUACCCCAAAGAUACGUCGAUGAUCAAAAUCUCUGGUGUCAGUUUGGCUUCACUUUUGGUCAUAGGAUUACUAGUCCUCUCUCUUUCCUUGUCUAAGGGUAUUACCAAUAACGUACGACGUAGAUGUAUUAAUAUUAUGUGACACAUGACAGAAGCUCGAAACAAAUGACUGUGAAUGAAAAGCCCUAUUGUACAAAACUUCAAAUCUGUAUCUCUCUUGAUUCUCAUGAGUUGAUUUUUGGAUGCUGCUCUAUACUCACUAAUGGCAUCUUUGUUUAUAGAGUAGUUUUAUUUCCUCUAACUCUAGGUGUGCUUGUUUUUCUUGUUCUUAGAUUUGUCUUGUCGUAGAAUCGAUUGUAAUACGUUGCUUAAAUUGCGUAUUUACUUAAACAGGAAAUGACGAAUAAAAUUAUUUUAACAAAACUCCUUAAUGUCAUACAGUAGCGAUCAACAGGUAGCCAAAACGCGUUCCAAGAUUGCGGCUGUAAUUUUGAAUAUUUUUUCGAGAUAUUUGGCACACGUAUUCGUAAUAUAAUAAAGAAUGGCGGUACAGAGCCCAAUUUGAAAAAUGUAUUAAUAUGUGGAAAUUACUCUGUAAUUAAAUACAAUAUUAAAAAAACGAGCCUGUACCGCCAUUAAGAAGAACAAAAAAAUACACUUUCUUCAAAUAAACUUUUUUAUCCGAUGCCUAGAUUUUGUGUCAUUUUGGAACUACUAAAAUUUUUUAUUUCAUUAGUAAUUCCAAAAUGACACUAAAUCUAGGGCAUCGGAUAAAAAAGUUUAUUUGAAGAAAGUGUAUUUUUUUAUUCUUCUUAAUGGCGGUACAGGCUCGUCUUUUUAAUAUUGUAUUUAAUUACAGAGUAAUUUCCACAUAUUAAUAAAUUUUUCAAAUGGGCUCUGUACCGCCAUUCUUUAUUAUAUUACGAAUACGUGUGCCAAAUAUCUCGAAAAAAUAUUCAAAAUUACAGCCGCAAUCUUGGAACGCGUUUUCGCUACCUGUUGAUCGCUACUGUUUCCUCUUAAAGUAGGUCAAUAGUCAAUACUGUUAAAAGGCUAUCUUAUUAUAGGCAACUCUAAAUAAUAAUAAUAACAAAGUAUUAAUAGCUAACAAUAUAAAAAGAAGAUGGCUGAUCGUAAGUAAAUUUUGUUAAAAUUCUAUUGUAUUAAAAAUAAUUUAGCUGUGAAAAUUCGCAACUUCUUUAUAAAACUUGUCUUGAUAUCAGUAGGUUACUACUUUUUAAUCAAUCAUCAAAAUGGAUAAGACACUUUUCUUACACACAAAAAACACAUUGCCAAAAUUCUCACGUUCUUAUUUCUUUUAUUAUGAAUAUUAACCACUCUCUCUUUGCAGCAUAUACAAUAAUUGUAUUUACACAAUGCUUUAUCCAUUAUGUUUUGUAUUAACCCUAAUAAAAUGUUUUGAAAGUAAUAAA
Messenger RNA from Diabrotica virgifera virgifera (western corn rootworm), 8585 nucleotides. RefSeq lists its product as uncharacterized. The coding region runs from base 462 to 1643 and encodes 393 amino acids. NCBI's taxonomy places the organism in Eukaryota, Metazoa, Arthropoda, Insecta, Coleoptera, Chrysomelidae. The transcript is spliced from 2 exons. The record is from RefSeq and is a predicted model, not a curated record.